GUCUCGAGAUGAUUAGUAAACUGUUUUUUAUAUUCCCCCUGCUGUUUGUAAGAACUGAAGCCACUUUGGGAACGCAGGUGAUCAGCUAUGACAACAAAAGGAUGCUCCAGCUGAUUGAGGACUUCAAUGGAACCGUUUCCGAGCAGCUCUACCUGGUGUCAGCCACUUGGGGAAAGCUAAAAGCCGACUACCCGAGGGAUGUGGCCAAAAUCGAGGACUUGGAGGAAACCCUGCUGCAUGUGGUGUGUCGGAAGGAGAGUAAUGUCACAGUUCGUCAACAACUGCAGGGUUAUCUCAUUCGCGAGCAGAUCCGCGAACAUCUGGAGAUCCUGAAUACCACUGAUCUGUUCCGGCAAGCCCUGGAAUCCGAGGAACAUGAACUGGGAAAGUAUCAGUUUGCCAUCGGUCAGCAUUCCCGUAAAUUUCAUUGUAUUUUUAAGCCAGACCAAUUGAACAGAGUUCUGGUGAGAGUGCUCCAUAGGGUUUACACCUUGCAAAGUUCCACAAAGCUGGCUGCGUUUUUUUACCAGCUUUACAUUACCGGCAAUCGGGAGUCCUAUGGUUUAAUGAUCCAAGCCGAACUGAUGCUGUACGAUCGCUAUAAGAGAGGUGGCGAAAUCAACCAGGAAUUCUGCGCCUACAUGGCAAAACUCUGGCAGAGCAUCCAACUGGAGGAGUUCUAUUCCGGUCUGGAUCAAAGGAUUAAACAAAGACUGGUUGAUGCUGUUAUUGACCUUCUAAAAUACCUCUAAGUCCCAACCAUUUACCAAGACUUUAGUUAUGUGAACUUUAUUCGGUGUGUUUUGUAUGUUUUAGUGCUUUAAUACUUUGAUUUUAAUUGGUUUUGUUUGUCUAGCGUCUGAGAUAAUUACAUAGGUGAAGGCUUGUGUUCUUUACAAUAAAAUAUCAUGUUGUACAUAGA
This is a messenger RNA of Drosophila subpulchrella, 922 nucleotides long. RefSeq lists its product as uncharacterized. Gene Ontology annotation, molecular function: protein binding. NCBI's taxonomy places the organism in Eukaryota, Metazoa, Arthropoda, Insecta, Diptera, Drosophilidae. The record is from RefSeq and is a predicted model, not a curated record. The coding region runs from base 9 to 752 and encodes 247 amino acids. The transcript has a single exon.